Vigna angularis (adzuki bean) is the source of this 2107-nucleotide messenger RNA. Its product is annotated as laccase-17. Gene Ontology annotation, biological process: lignin catabolic process. The record is from RefSeq and is a predicted model, not a curated record. Gene Ontology annotation, molecular function: hydroquinone:oxygen oxidoreductase activity; copper ion binding. NCBI's taxonomy places the organism in Eukaryota, Viridiplantae, Streptophyta, Magnoliopsida, Fabales, Fabaceae. Bases 65 to 1819 code for a protein of 584 amino acids. The transcript is spliced from 6 exons. Gene Ontology annotation, cellular component: apoplast.
AAACAUCAAACUCUAUUGUCUAAUUGAACAGCUUCAAAACAAGAUUUACUAGAGAAAACAGGAAAUGGGUUGUGCUUAUCUCAGCAUGCCAGGUUUCAUGAAGGCAAUGUUUCUGAUGUUAUUUGCUGUGAUGAUAUUGCCAGAGCUGACUCAUGCAAAGCAUGCAAGAGUCACCAGGCACUACAAGUUUAACAUCAAAAUGCAAAACUUCACAAGGCUAUGCCAAACAAAGAGCAUUGUAACUGUCAAUGGACAGUUUCCUGGUCCUAGAAUCAUAGCAAGAGAAGGAGAUAGAGUUGUGAUUAAAGUGGUUAACCAUGUUCAGUACAAUGUGUCCCUUCAUUGGCAUGGAGUUCGCCAACUGAGAAGUGGCUGGGCAGAUGGACCUGCCUACAUCACACAGUGUCCAAUUCAGACAGGCCAGAGUUUUGUGUACAAUUUUACGAUCAUUGGUCAAAGAGGAACAUUGUGGUGGCAUGCACAUAUCUCAUGGCUUAGAACAACCCUUUAUGGUCCCAUUGUCAUUCUUCCCAAAAGACAUGUUCCUUACCCUUUCACUCAACCCUUCAGAGAAGUUCCCAUCGUAUUGGGAGAAUGGUGGAAAGCAGACACAGAAGCAGUUAUAAAUCAAGCAACGCAAACAGGAUUGGCACCAAAUAUCUCAGAUGCUCACACCAUCAAUGGUCUUCCAGGUCCUGUCUCCAACUGCCCAGCCAAAGAUACUUUCAAGCUCAGGGUGAAGCCUGAGAAAACAUAUCUGCUUCGUUUGAUCAAUGCUGCACUUAAUGAUGAGAUGUUCUUCAGCAUAGCCAACCACAGCCUCACUGUUGUGGAAGCUGAUGCUGUGUAUGUAAAGCCCUUCAGCACAAAGAUUGUUCUGAUCACACCUGGUCAAACGGUCAACGUGCUUCUCAGGGCCAAAUCCAAGGCUCCAAACGCCACAUUUGCCAUAUCUGCAAGGCCCUAUGCUACAGGUCCAGCUGCUUUUGACAACACCACAGCCACAGGGUUUCUUGAGUACAAGAAACAUUCACUUUCAAGCAACAAGUCAAACACCAAGAAGCUUCCUCUUCUUAGACCAGUGUUCCCUAAAUUCAAUGACAGUGUCUUUGCAAUGAACUUCCACAACAAGGUGCGUAGCUUGGCCAAUGCAAGAUUCCCAGCAAAGGUUCCAAAAACUGUGGACAGGCGCUUCUUCUUCACCGUUGGCUUAGGAAUCAGCCAAUGCUCAAAAAACCAACAAUGCCAAGGGCCUAAUAACACAAGGGUAGCUGCUGCUGUCAACAAUGUGACUUUUGUGAUGCCGAGCAUUGCCUUACUCCAAGCACAUUUUUUCAACCAAUCCAAGGGAGUUUACACCACUGAUUUUCCUGCUAACCCUCCUUUCAAAUUCAACUACACUGGCACUCCACCAAGCAACAUCAUGGUGAGUAGUGGGACUAAGGCAGUGGUGUUGCCAUUCAACACUAGGGUGGAAUUGGUUCUGCAAGAUACAAGCAUCAUUGGAGCUGAGAGUCACCCACUUCACCUUCAUGGCUUUAACUUCUUCAUUGUGGGUCAAGGCAAUGGAAACUUUGACCCCAAAAAGGACCCCAAAAACUUCAACCUGGUUGACCCUGCUGAGAGGAACACUGCUGGUGUGCCAUCCGGAGGCUGGGUUGCUGUGCGCUUUCUUGCAAACAAUCCAGGUGUUUGGUUCAUGCAUUGCCACCUUGAAGUGCAUACUAGUUGGGGCUUGAAAAUGGCAUGGAUAGUUCAAGAUGGAAAGCGGCGCAACCAGAAGUUGCCACCUCCACCCUCUGAUCUCCCCAAGUGUUGAGAAGAUAGACACCUUAAUGUUUUCCUUUUCUUUGUCUGGUUUUGGGGUUAGAUUUUGAAGUAUUUGCCUUCUGGCUUUUGAUUUCAAUUUUUGUCCACCUCCUUUUUCUUUUCUCAUUUUUGGAUAUAAUGUUUGGGGCAAUUAGAUUGUUGUUUAUGUGGUAAAUCUAGUUAGAGAAUUGAGUGGAGAGUUGUAUGCAGGUUUUAGUAUUCAAUCAUCAAUUUUAAUUUGUAAUACUUUUGCCAACUAUUAUGGUAGUAUGAAAGAAUCAAAGUUCCUACAUAUUCA